Chlamydomonas reinhardtii is the source of this 2162-nucleotide messenger RNA. RefSeq lists its product as uncharacterized. NCBI's taxonomy places the organism in Eukaryota, Viridiplantae, Chlorophyta, Chlorophyceae, Chlamydomonadales, Chlamydomonadaceae. Bases 10 to 1128 code for a protein of 372 amino acids. Gene Ontology annotation, molecular function: catalytic activity. The record is from RefSeq and is a predicted model, not a curated record. The transcript has 13 exons. Gene Ontology annotation, biological process: response to nutrient; branched-chain amino acid catabolic process.
CUGAACCAAAUGUUGCCUUGUUUAGGACCGGGCGCCCAGCCGAACCUGCAGCGCUUGAUAUCUGCUGUCCAAACCACUUUUGCAGCGCGACUAAGCUCGCUCAGCGGGGCUGCUCUGGUGCAGGCUGACGCGGCGACACCUGCUUUGCCUGGGCACACGAGGCUGAACCUGUGUAACGCUGUCAAUGACGCGCUCAAGAUAGCGCUGGAAAGCAAUGACAGGACCUACGUGUUUGGCGAGGACGUCUCCUUUGGCGGGGUCUUCCGCUGCACCGUCGGCCUCCUCGAGCGAUUCGGGAAAGAGCGCGUUUUCAACACACCGCUCAGCGAGCAGGGCAUCGUGGGCUUUGGCAUCGGCCUGGCCACUGCCGGCCACACAGCGGUGGCGGAGAUCCAGUUCGCAGACUACAUAUUCCCGGCCUUUGACCAGCUGGUCAACGAGGCCGCCAAGUACCGGUACCGCAGUGGCGGCCACUUCCACUGCGGCGGCCUCACAGUACGGGCGCCCUGCGGCGCGGUGGGCCACGGCGGCCACUACCACAGCCAGAGCCCAGAGUCGUUCUUCACACACGUACCGGGUCUGCGAGUGGUCAUGCCCAGCAGCCCGGCCGAGGCCAAAGGCCUGCUGCUGGCUUCCAUCCGGUCUCCGGACCCGGUCGUGUUCUUUGAGCCCAAGAUGAUGUACCGGACGGCGGUGGAGGACGUGCCCGAGGGCGACUACAUGCUUCCACUGGGUGUGGCCCGGCUGGUGGCGGAGGGCAGUGACAUCACUCUGGUGGGCUGGGGGCAGCAGGUUCUGGUGCUCCAGCAGGCGGCUCAGCUGCUGGCGGGCGAGGGCGUCAGCUGCGAGGUCAUCGACCUGCGCACACUGGCGCCCUGGGACGUGGAGAGUGUGUGUGCCUCCGUGAGCAAGACCGGCCGCCUGGUGGUCAGUCACGAGGCGCCGGUCACAGGCGGCUUCGGCGCGGAGGUGGCAGCAACCGUGGCGCAGAGGUGCUUCACGCGGCUGGAGUCCCCGCCGCUGCGUGUGUGCGGCGCCGACACGCCCUUCCCCCUGGUGUUCGAGCCGCUCUACCUGCCGGGCGUGGCGCGCGUGGCGGACGCAGUGAGGCAGGCGCUGGACUUCUGAGGAGCGGUGGGGCAGGCGGAAGCUGGAGGGGAGGCGGAGGCUGGAGGGGGAGGCGGAGGCUGGAGGAGGCCGGGGAGAUGACGGCGAGGGCGGCAGUGGGACUCCCUGGGUGUGAGGGCGGCCGCGAGAGCGGCGGGGGUGCGCACGCGGCGGCACGGUUGCGCCACCAGCGCUGUUCGCACAAGUAGCACAUGUAUGAAGGGGCAUUGUGUAUGCCACACAGGAUGCUUCUCCUGCAUUGUACCAUCCAGUGUAUUUCAAGUGUACCAUGUUUUGUAAAGUUUUAUCGCUGUAAAGUAUGCCUGGCUGCCAGGGCGUUCGCCCUUUCGGCGGGGCUGUGUUGGCGCGUGUCGACGUGGUUGGGUUGGUUGUCGGUUCAGGUUGAAGUUGGUUUGGGGCGGUACAUGGUGAGCGGAUCAGGGAAAUUUCACAAAUUUGAGACCUUAGUCGCAUACGAAAGCUGAAGGAGACAAGGGGGUGAGCCAGGAGGCGGAGUCGGGGAGGCGCGACGCCACCGUGCUGGCUGAGUCGCCCCAAAUGCGCCAAACUCAUAAAUACCCUACUCAUAAAUAAUAAGCUCAAAUCCAAAAGAGCAGUAAAAUAAAGGGGGCCGGUCUUAGGAUCGCACGGAUCGGGCGCCGCGAUGGGAACCGCAGCGGCCACAAAAGCUCGCCGCCGCGCCGGCAUCGCUCCUUUUCCGCCUGUGCGUGAGCGGGCGGGCCAUAAGGCUGUACUGCGGCGGCUGCUGAGCCGGCAAGCAUGUGUGUUGGUGGCUGUGGGCCAUGCGUGCUAGACAGGUGGUGCGGAAUAGCGCGGCGGCUGUGGAGAAUUCUUCGCUCCUGCGCCUGUCUACUGAUGGGGGGACGUGGCCGUUGCAGGUGCUUACGUAGAUGGCUCAGCAGCUUGAGUCGCGCUAGGAUGCGUGAGUUGGAUGUCUAGGACGUGGACAUGGCCGUGACGUGCACCAUUGUUGGUGCGCGUGCACCGAGCCCGAUGAUGGCCCCAGGCCUGAGGGACAUGCGUGAUACUAGUAG